AUGACCAUGAGCACGAUGCGAGGCUUCGCCACCGCAUUGGUGAGGCACGCCUAUCCUGGGCUCGGAGGCAUUGAGGCCGGGAAACACGCAACCAGAAAGGCCAUCCGCAGCUCUGCCCCUGCUGGGAUCCGGGGCGCGCGCACAAUUGCAAGCGCCGCCGAGCUCAUGAAGGACUCCAAAAUAAUCAGCCCGUACCUUAACCAGGCUCCAUGCGAGGUUACGACGCUCAAAAAUGGACUUCGCGUUGCCUCUGUGUGGAUGCCAGGCAACUCGUCCACAGUCGGCGUAUGGAUCGACAGCGGCAGCAGAUUCGAAACCCCUGAGACGAACGGAGCAGCCCACUUCCUCGAGCACAUGAUAUUCAAGGUGAGUAGAAGCUGGCGGAGUGGCAUAUGUGAGCAGGGUACCUCUAACAGGACGAGGAUUCAACUGGAGGAGGAAAUCGAACAGAAGGGAGCGCACCUAAAUGCUUACACUGCGAGGGAACAGACAGGUUACUACGCCAGAUGCUUCAACAAAGAUGUCGCAUGGUGCACGGAGCUACUCAGCGACAUCCUGCAGAACAGCAAGAUCGAACAAUCCCAAAUGGAGGCCGAAAAGCACGUCAUCCUCAGAGAAAUGGAGGAGGUCGAGAAGUCAACUGAGGAGGUUAUAUUCGACAGGCUCCACAUGACGGCGUUCCGCGACAGCCCCUUGGGUUUCACAAUAUUGGGCCCCAUCGAAAACAUCAAGAACAUGAAGAGGGAGUAUUUGGUGGACUAUAUACAGCGGAACUACACUGCGGAUCGCAUGGUUUUUUGCUACGUCGGAAGUGAGGAGCACGACAAAAUCGUACAGCUUGCCGAAAAGCACUUGUGCACCAUACCGUCCGGACACGGUGAAAGGCCCCUGGAAAAGCCGCACUUCGUAGGGUCAGAACUGCUCAACAGGAACGACAACAUGGGUCCGCACGCCUACCUGGCCGUUGCCUUCGAGGGAGUGUCCUGGACCAACCCCGACUCCAUAUGCUUCAUGCUCAUGCAAAGCAUCAUCGGCAGCUACAAGAAGAGCCAGGAGGGCCUCGUCCCCGGGAAGGUGUCCGGGAACAAGACGGUGCAUGCAGUAGCCAACCGGAUGACGGUCGGAUGCGCGGAGGCAUUCAGCGCUUUCAACACUUGCUACAAGGACACCGGUCUUUUCGGCUUCUACGCGCAGUGUGACGAAGUCGCUAUCGACCACUGCGUCGGAGAGCUCAUGUUCGGAAUCACCGCGCUAUCGUACAGUGUCACUGACGAAGAGGUCGAGCGCGCAAAGCGCCAGCUCAUUAUGCAAUUCCUCGCGAUGAACGAUUCGACGUCAACCGUCGCUGAGGAAGUUGCGCGCCAGCUCAUCGUCUACGGCAGGCGCAUGCCUAUUGCGGAGUUCCUCAUCAGGCUGGAGAAAAUCGACGCUGAGGAGGUCAAGCGGGUGGCAUGGAAGUACCUGCACGACCAGGAGGUGGCAGUGACGGCGAUGGGACCGCUGCACGGCAUGCCUUCACUCAUCGACGUCAGGCAGAAGACGUACUGGCUGAGGUACUGA
This is a messenger RNA of Babesia ovata, 1560 nucleotides long. Its product is annotated as mitochondrial processing peptidase. The coding region runs from base 1 to 1560 and encodes 519 amino acids. The record is from RefSeq and is a predicted model, not a curated record. Gene Ontology annotation, molecular function: metal ion binding. Lineage: Eukaryota; Apicomplexa; Aconoidasida; Piroplasmida; Babesiidae. Gene Ontology annotation, cellular component: mitochondrion. The transcript has 6 exons.